Messenger RNA from Erigeron canadensis, 843 nucleotides. RefSeq lists its product as uncharacterized. The transcript is spliced from 2 exons. The record is from RefSeq and is a predicted model, not a curated record. Lineage: Eukaryota; Viridiplantae; Streptophyta; Magnoliopsida; Asterales; Asteraceae. Bases 1 to 843 code for a protein of 280 amino acids.
AUGAAGAGUUGUCUGCAUGAGCUUGUUAGUGUGAAUCAAUUAGCUUUUGUUCUUGGUAGAAGGAUUACUGAUAAUAUUCUUUUGACUCAAGAACUAAUGCAUAACUAUCAUCUUGAUAGAGGACCUUCAAGGUGUGCUUUAAAAGUUGAUAUCCAGAAAGCUUAUGAUAAGGUCGACUGGAAUUUUCUUAGGAAAAUACUUCCUGGAUUUGGAUUUCACCCGCGCAUGGUUUCUUGGAUUAUGGAGUGUGUUACGACCACUACUUUUUCGCUGAAUAUAAAUGGUGCUUUGAAUGGCUAUUUUCAAGGUAAAAGAGGGCUUAGACAAGGAGAAACAUUGUCUUCAUAUCUUUUUACUUUGCAUGGAGAUGUUGAUUCGGCUGGUGGAAUUUCAAGGGCUUUGGAUGAAUUCAAAUAUGCCACGGGUCUAAGCCCAAGUUUUGCAAAAAGUUCUGCUUUCUUUUGUAAUGUGCUUAACCAUGUCAAAUUGGGUAUUCUUAAUGUGCUUCCAUUUGAAAAGGGCCGACUUCCUGUUAAAUACUUGGGUGUGCCAUUGGUUUCUUCUAGACUUUGUUAUCGUGAUUGCAAGGAACUGAUUGAACGAGUUCAAUUGAGAAUUCAAAACUGGAAGAAUAGGAUUCUGUCUUUUGCAGGGCGAUUACAACUUUUAAUUUCGGUUAUUUCUUCAUUACAUGUUUAUUGGUCGGCUGCAUUUAUUCUCCCUGUUCAAGUUACACAGGAGAUAGAAAGAUUAAUGAGGAAUUUCCUUUGGAAUUCUGGUGAUCAAGGAAGGGUAAGGUUGCUUGGGAAGAUGUUUGUCUUCCUAAAGAAGAGGGUGGAUUAG